UCACCUCCCCCUCUGGCUCUGACUGUCGCCUCCUUUAUAAAGCCUAGCUCACUAUCAUCCCCAUUCGUCCCUCACUGCUGCUGCCAGCUCUGGGCUCCAUGGACGGGUCCCACCUGAGGUGCCCCUGACCGUCCCUGUCCCCCGCUCCACCCGGGAUCCCGGCAAUGCUAACCGCUGUCUGCGGCUCUCUGGGCAGCCAACACACGGACGCACCGCACGGCUCUCCGCCGCGCCUCGACCUGCAGCCUCUGCAAACGUACCAGGGCCAUACGAGCCCGGAGGCCGGGGACUACCCAUCCCCGCUGCAGCCCGGAGAGCUGCAGAGCCUCCCGCUGGGGCCGGAGGUGGACUUCUCGCAGGGCUAUGAGCUGCCGGGGGCCUCCUCGCGGGUAACCUGCGAGGACCUGGAAAGCGACAGUCCCUUGGCCCCGGGACCCUUCUCCAAGCUCUUGCAGCCAGACAUGUCCCACCAUUACGAAUCGUGGUUCCGGCCGACUCACCCCGGCGCAGAAGACGGCUCGUGGUGGGACCUCCAUCCCGGCACCAGCUGGAUGGACCUCCCCCACACUCAGGGCGCGCUCACCUCGCCUGGUCACCCGGGGGCGCUUCAGGCCGGCUUGGGGGGCUACGUCGGAGACCACCAGCUUUGCGCUCCGCCGCCCCACCCACACCCUCACCACCUUCUCCCGGGUGCCGGAGGGCAGCACCUCCUAGGGCCCCCCGACGGGGCCAAGGCCUUGGAAGCGGCUGCCCCGGAGUCCCAAGGGCUGGAGUCCAGUCUGGACGGCACGACCCGGCCCAAAGGCUCCCGGCGGUCGGUGCCGCGCAGCUCGGGCCAGACCGUGUGUCGCUGUCCCAACUGCCUGGAGGCGGAGCGACUGGGAACGCCGUGCGGACCCGACGGCAGCAAGAAGAAGCAUUUGCACAACUGCCACAUCCCAGGCUGCGGGAAGGCCUACGCCAAGACGUCGCACCUGAAGGCGCACCUGCGCUGGCACAGCGGCGACCGUCCCUUCGUGUGCAACUGGCUCUUCUGCGGCAAGCGCUUCACGCGCUCCGACGAGCUGCAGCGCCACCUCCAGACCCACACGGGCACCAAGAAGUUCCCCUGCGCCGUCUGCAGCCGCGUCUUCAUGCGCAGCGACCACCUGGCUAAACACAUGAAAACCCACGAAGGCGCCAAGGAGGAGGCGGCCGCCGCCGGGGCGGCACAGGGAGAGGGCAAGGCUGGCGGUGCGGUGGAGUCCCCCGGGGCCAAAGGCAAGCGGGAGGCCGAGGGCAGCACAGCUCCCUCCAACUGAGCUCGGGGCGGAUGGGGGGGGGGGGUUGCUGCUGUUCCCCAGUACCCCCAAGGCCCACGUGGUCGAGGCCGGCUUGAGUUAGAGGGAGAGGCGCUUAUUUAUUGUGCGGGAGGAAGAGCGAUGCGGGGACCACGGGGAGAAGGGCGCUUGAAGGGACAGUGUUGGGUUCUGGGGCCGGGACAGGAUGCCGCCCGGGAGGAGCUUUGCGC
Ochotona curzoniae (black-lipped pika) is the source of this 1510-nucleotide messenger RNA. RefSeq names its product Sp6 transcription factor (gene SP6). Gene Ontology annotation, molecular function: DNA-binding transcription factor activity, RNA polymerase II-specific; RNA polymerase II cis-regulatory region sequence-specific DNA binding. NCBI's taxonomy places the organism in Eukaryota, Metazoa, Chordata, Mammalia, Lagomorpha, Ochotonidae. Gene Ontology annotation, biological process: regulation of transcription by RNA polymerase II. Bases 165 to 1301 code for a protein of 378 amino acids. The record is from RefSeq and is a predicted model, not a curated record. The transcript has 2 exons.